This is a messenger RNA of Capsaspora owczarzaki ATCC 30864, 4887 nucleotides long. RefSeq lists its product as hypothetical. Bases 1 to 4887 code for a protein of 1628 amino acids. Gene Ontology annotation, biological process: snRNA 3'-end processing. Lineage: Eukaryota; Filasterea; Ministeriida; Capsasporidae. The record is from RefSeq and is a predicted model, not a curated record. The transcript has 2 exons. Gene Ontology annotation, cellular component: integrator complex.
AUGGCUGCUGCGACGCAACGUCGUCGUCGUCGCUGCUGCCCGACUCCAGCAGCAUGGACGGCGGCCUUCCUCGCACCAACCCCUCCAUCAGCAUCAGCGACGACGGCAUCCGCAACCACGCUGGAUCAGAGCAACAGCGGCGGCGGCGAUCACAAGUCGAGUGGCCGUGCUGCUGGAGGAUCUGGCUCAACGGGACUGGGCUCGAACGGCGCCGCUGGAUCGCCUGCAGCUGCUGCUGCUGCUGGGUUUGGACUGAAGGACGGCGGCGAAUCGUCCCGCCAGGAAGUCCUCAACAAUCUCAACCAGUGGCGGAUGGCGACUGCAGACGCUGCCGCGGCGUGGACGGCUGCGACUGCCGCGAACGAGCUUGGCAUGAUUGACUUGGCUGGUGCUGCAUCAUCGUCCGACCUCACCCGGAGCAAGCGACCAAGAUUGGGCCAAGACGGAGAUCUGAGCGAUGAGCAUCCAUCAUGGGCGUCCGCGUUGAUCAUGUCGACGGCCGCCGACGUCGACGACGGUGGUGACAUUGGCGGCCGAUCGCCAGGUUCAAGUCGACCGGCAACACCCAGCGUACCCAUGGACACUGACCACCAGGAUGAUGCUACCGCAGGCGCAAUGACAAUGGGUACACCGUUACUAUCCCGGUCACUGUCCGUCUCGUCCCUCAUCGGAGGCGUGGCUGGGACGACGCGAAUCAAGCACCGACAGUCGGCCUACACGGAUCUCGUCUCCAGCGUGCUGCUGGGCGACCAGGAGGUCCCGGCGAUCGUUGACACACGGAGAGCACGCAGACAACGCGCCUUGGCAGUGCAUGUCGUCCUCCAUCUGGGCCUCUCGCUCGAGUACAUUUGCGGAUCGAUCGAGCCGCUGACGCAGGCGCGACUCAUGGGUGAAUGUGCACACUUUCUGCCCGAGCAGUUGCAGCACUUGCAAACACUGACCGUUGCGUUGCUCGCCAAGUCGCUCUUGGUCAAGCCGGCCGCCGUUCCAGCGCCCUCAGUCUCCAUCAUUCCUCCCGCUGCAGCAGCAACAUCAACAACAACAGCAACAGCAACAGCAACAGCAACCGGCAUAACCACUCCAACAUCGUCCUCCACUGCUCCUGGAAUACCUCUGCCACCCGUGCCCAAUCCUUCCGCCACCGCGUUGUUUGGGUUAUCAGCCAGCGAAUUCCUCGAAGCGCUCGAAGCCGUGCCAAUCUCCACCCUGACGAGCUUCUUGCCAGAGUAUCCAAACAUGCUGGCCCACCGAUGGAUGCUCAAACUCGGCAACAACCGUCGUCUGACGCUCGACUGCCUCUCGGCGCUCCCCGCCCUCUACGAUCCUGCGUCGCCAAUGUUCAUCUUCAAGGACACGCCACCCAUGGGACCGGCUCCUGUUGGUGCCGUGCGCGUUGGGGCAAGCGGGCAUCCAAACUCGGCCACGUUCGUGUCUCGGGCCUGCCGGGUCGCCGAGAGCUCGCUGGAGACCUACCUCGACGCCUAUUGGUACUCGACACAGCCCAAUUUCGACGAGGCGGUGCAAACUAUUCUUGACCGCGCGAUCGUCAAGCUCGGGAAUCUGCUUCCUGAAAACAUUGCGGGACACGAACUCUGGUCGGUCUUGCGAAGCCAUCUCUGUCAGCGGUUGCAAGCACUCCACACACUGCACGUCUUUCAAAUCUUGUAUGAGCUCGGGUCUUUCCGGUUUCAGCAAUCGCGCCUGGAGCCCGCCUUGAAGGUGUUUGUGCAAGCCGCCACUGUGGCUAGCUUGCCCUCGUUUGCCGACUUUGCCCAGCUGGACUCGGCCAGUAUUCGCGCACGUCUUGCUCUCACAUUUUCACGACAAGAACGGAGCCCAAGCGAUGCUGAUCGGGAAGACAGCGGUGACCCCAUCACCACUGUUCUCGGCCGCGCCGUGCACCUGUUUUCGGGCUUGUCUGCUUCUUCAUACAUGUCUCUUGGUCGCAUUGCCAGUGAUGCUGAUAGCAAAGCGUAUGCUCUGCGCGCUAGACGAAAAGGCCAGACUGCUAUGACGCUCGUAGGCGGCGAAGGAGCCCGGCCAAAGUUGCCGUCCACAGCCUUCCCUUUUGCGUGGCCUCUCGUCACGGCGGAUGCAGCUGUAGUUGACGGUUUUAUCUCUGCGUGCAAAGCCAUGCUGGCACAGUCACACUUGUCGCCCUUCUCCUCGACCCAAUCAGCGGAACCACCAAGCUCCCUGGCUGAAGCUGUUUCUGGCAUGCUCCUCUCUUCCGCCGGCGCUGCCAACGGGUUGCGUGACUUUUUAAGCGAGGACAAGCCUGCGCCAUUCAGCUGUCUCGAUGACCUGGCUCUGCUUUCUCGCUCGCCAGCGAUUGAAACUACCAAGCCGUCUGUUGCUCGCCCCAGUCGGGUCCUUCCGCAGUCAACGUCGUCGUCGUCGCACUCACACAAUGGCCACGCAACUAAGGGCAUGUCGGCUCAAGAGCGAGCGCGGGCCGCAGCCACCCACCGGAAACGUCUUGUCGAGCUGCGUCAAGAUUUGGCGCGACAAGCGCUCAUCGCUUCAAACCGAACAAGCACCCAAGGGGUGGAGGACCAAGCAUUGCCACCCGUAGAAAUCGGUUCCGAUCUGCUCCUGCCCGUUGCCCAGGCACGUGCGUUUUGGGACUUGACCCACACCAUGGAGCCGGAGGUUGCAUGUCGCUCAUUGCGCGCCAUUUUUAGGCUGCCCGACUCGGACAGUGUGACUGUAGCCCUGCUGAGCUACUUGGACACCCUGGUCGCAGACUCUGUUACAAAGUCUAUUGUCGAUGCCGCAGGCCCCAAAUUCACACUUGCAGGGCUUCUUGGUGGCUCACCGAGCUGGAGCUCGCUGCAGUCCCAAGCCAACGCCGUUGCAGCCUUCGUCCUCGUCGUCAAGGCCGGUCAGGCGCGCGCGGUUGGUUCAUUGUCUACGGCUGCCGCGCUUUUGAAUUUUGCGACGCAGAUGCUCGUCAACCAUGAGAACAAACCAGACUCGGCAGUAUUGGCUUGGCUCCGUUUCCUUGUUCAAGCCGCACCGCGAGCUUGUUCAUUCGACGCGAACGAAUGGUCCUUUGCUGCUAGCAGUCCUUCGACUGCGUCCACGUUCCAGCUUUGGCUUGCUGUGGAAUGGAUUAUGCUUUCGCGAGAGUGUACUUUGAAGCAACACCCAUGCGGCGCGCUGGCAUUACGCCUGGCGCACGCCAACGAGAUUGUUGCAUCGUCGGGGUGCUGUCGCUGCUGCCUGUCGCUGGGUGGGUCACAGCUCGUAUUCGAUCACGAGAACACGCCGGACAGCGCUGCGGGCAUUGUGUUUGCUGUGGUGAACGAAAUGUCGAGCCCGCAGUCAACGAUGGCGCUCUCACCACUAGCAGUGUUUGGAUUCCUGGGCUAUGCCGUGGAUCAUGGUGCGAUUGGAGUCUUUCGGCAACUCGAAGACGUGGUCAACCGUUCAUCCGAAGCACUUUCCUUCCGCUCGGCUCUUCCAGCCCUUCGCGUGCUGUGCCACCAUUCCUGGCACGCCCUCUCCGCCGCCUUGGACUCUGAGGCAUCCCAGACGCACAACGCUCGCGCUCGCGAAGCGAGAGCACGGAUGGUACGUUUCCUCGAAGGCCAGCAACGCACCCAGCCAGUUCCUGCGCUGGAUCUGAACGCACUGCACACCGAGAUUGUGUCCUGUUUGCCGCUUGUAUCGUGGUUUGUGACUGGGGCGUGCGUGACGGCGCCAGUUCUUUCCAGGGUGCUCUUGACCGUGGCGCGUGAGUUUAACCUGCAGCACGCGCAACAAAGUGCCGCGCCCGAGGAGCAAACUCCAGUGCAAUCCGUCUGCGCCAUUAUUGGCACACUCCCACUGCCGGCAUUGCUGCCCGUCCGGCCCUAUUUAUCUGCCGAAGGCUUGCCAAGCGCUCGAGUGCAACCUGUUCGGAAAGCGAGCGCACUCGACAGUUCGCCGCCGCUCGCCUCCUCCAAGUUGACUGGCGCUACAUUGCUGACCGCGAUGGAGUCGCUGCUGCAUGCUGGUCUCGCCAGCUCACCGUGCCAUCCCAACUUUUUGAUUGGUCUUGCCGAUGUGCAAUUUGCGCGCGGUCGCACUCACUCUGCCCUCAGCCUGUACCUUGCGGCUGGUCGCGCUGUUUCCGGCAACUUUGUGACCCUGCCGCCAAACUGUUGGUCGAGCGGUGUGCUCGGACGGAUGGUUCUCUGUAGCAUUUCACUCGGCUGGUUGAUGGAUGCCUUGAUUCUCUGCCAGCUUCCUCUGGCCUGGCCGUGGUUGCAUCCCGAGGCGGCCACAAAGAUUCGGGAGAACGAGCGGUCUCGUGCGAGUCGUGCACUGCCAGACUCCAACUAUCCGUCGCAGCACUCGACUCCCUACCUCUUUGACAACACUGCCACUCCUGGAUUCUACUUGGGCCCUGCCUUCCGCGCUCUUGGCGAGUUUCUCGUGGAAGGUGCCACCACCCCCAUGAACACUUUGGCAGAUCUCCCGUUGCAGCUUGGCGGCCCUGCCCCGUCCAGUACCGUCCCUAGCAAUGUUCCAUCAUCGCGUCCUGCAAACUCGACGCCCGAGUCAACCCAAAAGUCUUCCGAGCCGUUUGGCGCCGUGUCGAGCAGCGACACACUUGGCGCCAACAUUGCCGGCUUGUCCACUGCGUUCUGGUGCUUGCGCCAAGUUCGGCUCGGAGACGUGCCCACGGAACUGUUUGCCUCCGUGUGGCAUGUGCAGCUUUUGGAGGCUGUCGCGAACGUGCUGCAUUUCACCGGCGACGAAGGCCGAGUGGCGUUUUUGGCUUCGGCUCUCAACCGUCCCGAGCUCAAUGUCAACACGGCACUGAGCGUCCGGCUCACUGCCAUCGAGGCGCUCACGAAAACACAUCUCCGUGGUUUGUGCAGCAGGUUGCAACUGUAG